AUGGCCGACACAAACGACGCGGCAUCGCCGCUCAAGAUCAACAUCAAGGGUCCCUCGGAUCUCAAGCUCAGCAUCGACAUCACCUCGGAUCAGACCGUGCGCCAGCUCAAGGAGGCCAUCGAAAAGCAGAAGCCCGACAUCCCCGCCGACGCCCAGAGGCUCAUCUACGCCGGCAAGGUUCUCAAGGACGACGAGACGCUUUCGGUGUACAAGGUCAAGGACGGCAACACUGUGCACAUGGUCAAGUCGGCUGCUCGCUCCGCACCCACCACGGGCAACCCUUCUGUGCCCGGAACCGCUCCAAGCGCAAGUGGAACUUCGACCAAUGCCGCCUCGUCGCAGUCGCAGGGUGUUCCCCAAAACUUUUCCGCAGGUCAGAACUUUACCAACAAUCCACUCUCGGCCUUGAAUCGCGCUGACUAUGCCGGUCCGCACAUGGCCCGUCUGCUCAACGAGAGCGGUGGUGCGUUCGGUGGCAUGGGCCUCAACCCACGCGACCCCAACAUGAUGAUGGGUCUCAUGCAGAAUCCCGAGGUGCAGCGUCAGAUGCGCGACAUGAUGUCGCGUCCCGAAUUCAUCGACCAGAUGAUCGCCAUGAACCCUCAGCUACAAGGCAUGGCCCCACAGAUGCGCGAGAUGAUGCGAUCCGAACAGUUCCGCGAGAUGAUCACCAACCCAGAGACCAUGCAGCGGAUGGCGCAAAUGUCACAGAUGAUGGAGAGCGCCGGAAUGGACAGCAUGGGAGGUCUUGGUGGCCUGGGCGGCCUCGGUGGUCUCGGCGCUGGUGCCGGCGGCAACAACGCUGGCGGUCAGUGGCCUCCUCCUGGUGCAUUUGGCGAGACCGGAAGCAACAACAACGCAAACAAUAACAACAAUGGCGGCAGCGGCGCAGGUAAUGCUCCAGGUGGUCCAGCGGCGAAUCCUUUUGGAGAUCCCGCAUUCCUUCAACAACUGCUCGGAGGCGGUGGAGGCGGAGCUGGAGGCCUGGGUGGACUAGGUGGACUGGGUGGACUCGGAGGCCUUGGAGGUCUUGGAGGAUUCGGCGGUGCAGGCGCGGCAGCAUCGCGCGACACUCGCCCGCCUGAGGAACGCUUCUCGUCGCAGCUCGAGCAGAUGCAGGCUAUGGGCUUUUACGACGGACAGGCCAACGUCCGAGCUCUUCUCAUGGCAGGCGGAAGCGUGGAGGGCGCUAUCGGCAUUCUUCUCGACAACCCGAACCCUCCGGCACAGGGUAACUGA
Molecule: messenger RNA, 1239 nt
Organism: Sporisorium graminicola
Lineage: Eukaryota; Fungi; Basidiomycota; Ustilaginomycetes; Ustilaginales; Ustilaginaceae
Exons: 1
Coding region: 1-1239 (412 amino acids)
Biological process (GO): ubiquitin-dependent protein catabolic process
Cellular component (GO): cytosol
Molecular function (GO): polyubiquitin modification-dependent protein binding
Source: RefSeq, a predicted model, not a curated record